CUGUGUAAAAAAAAAGAAUAUUUGUCUCUGAAAGCACAGGCAUUUUCAAUGACAAAUUCUUUUUUGUCAAUGACAAAUUUUACUUUUUCAACGACAACCUAUACUGUCCCUGUUUUAAUUCCAUAAUGAGGGAAAAAUAAAGCCGAGUUAUUCUGCAUUUUGUAGAUGCAUGAGGAAGAUGCGUUAAUCAGCCCUGCUUGUUGUGGAAUGCACUUCCUGGACAACAAACUGUCACAUGAAAUGUUGUAAUCAGGAAGCAACGUUUGUUUGCUGGUAUAAUGUGAGUUUCAGAGCCAGAGAAUCCAGUUUCAGGUGUUUUCUUUAGAUGACAAGGAUCUCAGAGGCGACUUCACCUGCAGGGAAACAUGUCUCACAACAGUGUGACUGACAGCAGGCAGAUGAUGGUGGUGAUAUCCACGGUGGAGGAAUGGUCGUCUCUGAAGUCACUGCUGAAGGAAAGCUCUGGGGAUAAAUGUCGCUUCAGCUCUGUGGGAUCAAACCAAAUCUGUGACGUGACGGUGGAGCAUCACUCCGUCAGUUUGCAUUAUGCAGAUUUAACAGCAGACGUGACGGAAGAGGCCAUGAGCCAGGCCAUGGAGGGCUGCUUCAACUCCUGCAGGGAAGGGAUUGCCAUGUUCCUGCUGCUGAUCCGAGGUGGAUGCUACACCAUGCAGGAGAGGAGGAUGGUGGAGAUCCUGCAGGCCCACUUUGGAGCCGAGGCCUUAAAAUACCUGGUGGUCCUGUCUGUGGAGGACGGGGAGGUUGUGGACACGCUGGACGACGCCCUGCUGGGCUUAAUAAACGCUUGUGACGGCAGAUACUGUCGCUUCAUGUCGGCUGAAGGUCUGCUCGCUCUGCUGGAGAUGGUGGACUUCAUGCUGGCUGAAAACGGGGUGGGCGGGUACACUGAAGAGAUGCUAACGGCAGCUAAGAAGAGGAGCACGGAGGACUCGGCCUUGAACAUGCUGAAGCAGAAGGUUCAGGAGGCCGAGCAGAAGGAGGAGGCCUUCAGGCUGCUGCUUCAACAGCACGAGGAGAGAAGAUCCAGAGAGCUGAAGGAGCUGAAGGCCAAACACGCCGAGGAGAGGAAGAAGGAAGCAGCUGAGGAGAAACACUACGAGACUAAAAGGGAGAGUCUGGAGGAGGCUCUGAUCAGCCACAGGGCCAUACUGCAGCUGCAGAUGAGCAGCACUGAUGGUGAUGAGGCUAAGAAGCUGUCCGUCGUCCUGCUGGGUCUCUCCGGCAGCGGGAAGUCUUCAGCUGUGAAUCUGAUUGUGGACCGGGCAGGUAACCGGUACUCGGUCAGCAGAUCCGGCCACGAGGCGCCUCCGACCACUACGACCUGCGAGAGGAAGGAGGUGUUUGCGGCAGGGAGGCGGCUGAUUCUGGUGGACACGCCGGAGCUGUGGGACGAGGACGGGGUGGAGGACGUGGAGCUGGUGAAGGACUGCCUGGCCCUGGCUCUACCUGGACCCCACGUCUUCCUGCUGGUGCUGCAGGUGGGACGCUUCACCCAGGGGGAGGGCGACAUGCUGGGACGCCUGCAGAGGAUCUUCGGACGGGAGUUUGCGGAACAUGCCGUCAUCCUCUUUGUCCACUUUGAGGCCAAAGCGAGGGAGAAGAUCGACGGCUACGUGGCCGGAGCUCAUCCCGCCCUGCAGGAGCUCGUCAGGAAGUGCGGGAGUCGAUACUACGAGCUGAACGUCGCAAAGUCCCAGAAUGCUUUGAGCUACCCUCAGGUGAAGGAUCUGCUGUCAGGAAUUAACAAACUGGAUGCUUCACACGGAGGACGGUCGUAUGCAGUGAAAAGAUUUUCUGUUCAGGAGCUGCAGGAGAGAAAUAAAGUGAUUGAAGAGAGAAAGGAGGGAGCUCAGGAAGUGAACCUUUUAUUAAGAGAGGAAUAAUUUGCAGCCAGGAGAACAUUGUAUAGAUCAAAUCUUUAUCUUUUUAAGGAACAAUUCCUGCUCAGCCAUCUCGGAUUUACCUGAAAUCUUUACAGCACUCAACUACGGAUAUUUAUAAAGCUAUCUGUGAAAGUUCAGCUUAAUUAAUUUCACUUUCAGCAAGUGAAAUCUGAGGCUGUUUAGACAAUAAUAUCUCAGGAACCUUUCAAAAUAAAAACCUGUAAUUUGCCCUGUUGUUACUCAUCAAGUCAUUGAUUCAGUAUCUUAAAUAUUAAACAAAAAUAUGAAAUUAUCUGUAAUUAUAGUUGAGUUUGAAAUAUGAAUAAAAAGCCUGAGAGAAAAAUCCCAUCUUUAAGUUCUUAUUAAUAAAGAAAAUUGAUACAGCAGCAGUACAAAAGUGUUAUUUUCCAAACCAUAUGCAGCAGCUUGUCACUAUAAUACAAAACAAAUGGAAUAUUUUUAAAUGACAUUGAUGAGAAAUAACAGUGUAAAUUUCAGGAUUUUAUCUUUAAUAGUUCCUGAGAUAUUGUUGUUUAAACAGCCUCAAAUUUCAAACUGCAAAAAAAUGUGCUAAAAGUGGGUCGACAAGCAAAUUAUUGUUAUUUCUCAUAACAUGCAAUAUUGGUCAAAAAGUGCAUUAUUUGUGUGUUGCUUUGUGUUAUUGUGACAAGCAAAUCAGAGAACACUGAUGAUCUGAAAUGGAAUAAUUCAUAUGUAAAACUUGUCAAAAGUAGUAUAAUCUAAUUAAUAUUACCUCUCUGAAGCCUCUAAUGUUCACUUUUGUUGAGAAAUGUGUGAAAUGAGCUACUAUUGCUGGCAUUUUGGAUUAGAUUACCUUUAAAGUCAGAUUUUUUUGCUACUAUUGGUAUGUAACUGUGCUGUCAUGCUUUUAAUGCUGUCAUGCUUUUAGAGUUGUUGCUGUAAAUGAAUAAAAUCUCUUAUAAUUUACAGGAAAUCAGUCCUCAGUUUCCUUUAAAUUGUGUAAAAAAAUUAUCUACAUAAAUGCUUUUUUUUUUUUUUUUUUU
Messenger RNA from Amphiprion ocellaris (clown anemonefish), 2929 nucleotides. Its product is annotated as GTPase IMAP family member 8-like. The record is from RefSeq and is a predicted model, not a curated record. Gene Ontology annotation, molecular function: GTP binding. Bases 366 to 1904 code for a protein of 512 amino acids. NCBI's taxonomy places the organism in Eukaryota, Metazoa, Chordata, Actinopteri, Pomacentridae. The transcript is spliced from 3 exons.